CAAUGUCACACGGUCUCUCUUAAAAGGACCAUCACAUGUAUCUUGUAGUUAAGAGAGAGAGAUAGGGAGAGAGAGAGAAUCACAGUAGCAAAGGAGAGGCCAGGAAAAUUUCAGAAAUCCACAAAUAGAGAUAGCUCCCAAGACACACUCUUAUCCUUAUAUCUUCAUCUUCAUAUAUCUUCACAUAUCAACCAAUUCUUCAUUAAUUUCUCAAAUGGCAUUUUCCAUUCGCCAUUGAAGAGCCCUCUUUUUUCCAUUCCAUUCUCAAUACACGGAAACAAUAAAAACAACUCAGAAGCUAUGGCACCGAGGUCCAACAGAGGAAAAGGAAACAAAACCAAAGCCGAUAAGAAGAAGAAGGAAGAGAAAGUUGUUCCUAGUGUUCUAGACAUAACUAUCAUCACUCCUUAUGAAACUCAAGUUAUACUCAAGGGCAUCUCCACAGACAAAAUACUCGACGUGAAGAAAUUACUAGCUGUUAAUGUCGAUACUUGCCAUCUAACCAAUUACUCUCUCUCACACGAGGUUAAAGGAGCAAAGUUGAAUGAUAGGGUGGAUUUGGUUUCUUUGAAGCCAUGUUUGAUGAAGAUGGUUGAAGAGGACUACACGGAGGAGGCGCAUGCGGUGGCGCACGUGCGGAGACUAUUGGAUAUCGUCGCGAGCACAACGCGUUUCGGGAAGCCCAAGGCGAGAAGAGCCACCACAGUCGCCGGAGGAGAAGCUCGAUCCAAGAAGGGACGAUCUCAAAAUGUGCAGGUUACAGCCGGCCGACCUGUCUCUCCCUUGUCUGAUGGAGGAGAAACCGUUGAAAAUGGCGGUUCCUCCGAAACAGAGACAACUGCGGCUGCAACUUCUCCGGUAUCGGGGAACCUCGACAUGGCAGCCAUUCAUCCGGUUCCGAAGCUCUCCGAUUUCUACGAAUUCUUCUCUUUCUCAAAUCUCUCUCCACCUAUCUUACAAUUGAAAAGAAUUGAUGGCCAGGAUGCGCAGGAGAAGCGCGAGGGCGAUCACUUCGAAAUGCAGAUUAAAAUAUGUAACGGAAAGUUAUUUCAAGUAGUUGCAUCCACGAAGGGCUUCUACGCCUUGGGAAAGCAGUUUUUGCAAAGCCAUUCCCUGGUGGAUCUUCUUCAACAGCUCAGCCAAGCUUUUGCUAACGCGUAUGAUUCCUUGAUGAAAGCCUACUUAGAACAUAAUAAGUUUGGUAAUCUUCCAUAUGGUUUUCGGGCGAACACUUGGUUAGUUCCUCCAUCCAUUUUGGACUCAGAAUCAAACUUCCAGCCACUUCCAUCAGAAGAUGAAAACUGGGGUGGCAAUGGUGGAGGCCAAGGGCAAAAUGGUCAACAUGACCAUAGACCAUGGGCCACAGAGUUUGCAAUAUUAGCCAACCUUCCUUGCAAGACUGAGGAAGAAAGGGUGAUUCGUGAUCGAAAGGCAUUCUUGCUUCAUAGCUUGUUUGUUGAUGUCUCUAUCUUUAAAGCUGUUUCAACCAUACGCAAAGUCAUAGAUUCUGUUGCAACAUCAAACUGUUCUCCAGGAUCAAUAGUACGUGAGGAUCGUGUGGGAGACUUGUUUAUUACAGUGAGGCGUGAUGCAGCUGAUGCAAGCUCAAAGUCAGAAGUGAAGGUAGUUGGUGUUGGAUCUCCUACCAUGUCUUCUGAGGAAGUUGCUAUAACAAAUUUACUCAAAGGAAUAACAGCAGAUGAGAGUGCAGUAGUCCAUGACACCACCUCCCUGGGUACUGUAUUUGUAAGACAUUGUGGAUAUACAGCAACUGUAAAGAUUGUUGGUGACAUCAAAAAGGCAAAGUUCAUAUCACAAGAUAUAUCGAUUGAUGAUCAACCAGAAGGUGGAGCUAAUUCCCUUAACAUUAACAGCUUAAGGGCUCUGCUUCCCAACUCAAGAGAUCUGGAAUUAUCAGGAUCUCUAUCAUCUGAACAGGGGAAUGUUGAAGCUUCAAGGGGUUUGGUUAAACAAGUAAUAAAAGAAAGUUUGAAGAAUCUGGAAAAGUCAGAAGCUUCUGGAAAGCCUAUCAGAUGGGAAUUGGGAUCUUGUUGGGUACAGCAUCUGCAAAAGCAGGAAGCACCAUCAGGAGACAGUUCACCCAAUGAAGAUAAAGCUGAAACAGUGGUUAAAGGCUUAGGAAAACAAUUUAAAAUGCUGAAAAAGCGGGAAAAGAAGCAAAAUGAUGCUGAUUCCUCUGAUGAAACAGAAGAAAACAAUUUAGGUCAAGAAAGCAGUGUCAGUGAGUCAGACAUCAAAGAGUCAAACUCGGAGUCAGAGCUGACUAAACUGAUUCCAGAAGAAGCCUUCUUAAGGUUGAAAGAAAGUGGAACUGGUCUUCAUUUGAAGUCACGAGAUGAGCUUAUUGAAAUGGCACAUGCUUAUUAUGAUGAAGUUGCAUUGCCUAAACUGGUGACAGAUUUUGCAUCACUUGAACUUUCUCCAGUUGAUGGGCGAACACUCACUGAUUUCAUGCAUUUAAGAGGGCUACGUAUGCGCUCUUUAGGACGUGUGGUUGAACUUGCUGAGAAGCUUCCUCAUAUACGAUCACUAUGUAUUCAUGAGAUGGUGACACGUGCCUUUAAGCAUAUAAUUGAAGCUGUUGUUGCUUCUGUUGAAAACUUUGCUGAGCUGUCAGCAACAAUUGUGUCAGCUUUAAAUUUCUUGUUUGGGGUGUGGGGAAUAGAUGAUAAGAGUAAAGAAUUUACUGAAGAUCAAAGUCUUAAGCUACAUUGGUUGCAAUCUUUUUUGGCAAAAAGAUAUGAUUGGAAGAUGAAGGAUGAAUACCAACAGUUGAGGAAGUUAUCAGUUCUACGUGGAUUGUGUCACAAGAUUGGUUUGGAAUUGGUUUCACGAGACUAUGAUAUGGAAACUCCAAAUCCAUUUAGGAGUUCUGAUGUUAUCAGCAUGGUCCCAGUUUGUAAGCACGUAUUAUGUUCUUCUGCUGAUGGGCGGACGUUACUAGAGUCUUCCAAAAUUGCCCUUGAUAAAGGAAAACUAGAAGAUGCAGUUAACUAUGGAACCAAGGCACUUGCAAAGAUGAUAGCUGUAUGUGGCCCUUAUCACCGAACCACUGCUAGUGCAUACAGCCUCCUUGCAGUUGUUCUUUACCACACUGGUGACUUCAAUCAGGCAACAAUUUAUCAACAAAGGGCUUUGGACAUAAAUGAGAGAGAACUUGGGCUUGAUCAUCCAGACACAAUGAAAAGUUACGGGGACCUUUCGGUCUUUUACUAUCGUCUCCAACAUAUUGAACUGGCACUCAAAUACGUCAACCGUGCUCUGUUUCUUUUGUAUUUCACUUGUGGGCUCUCGCACCCCAACACAGCUGCUACUUAUAUUAAUGUGGCUAUGAUGGAAGAGGGUAUGGGAAAUGUCCAUGUUGCCCUCAGAUACCUUCAUGAAGCCUUAAAGUGUAACCAAAGAUUACUAGGAGCUGAUCACAUACAGACUGCUGCAAGCUAUCAUGCCAUAGCUAUAGCUCUUUCAUUGAUGGAAGCUUAUUCCUUAAGCGUCCAACAUGAGCAAACUACAUUGCAGAUUCUUCAAGCAAAAUUGGGAGUAGAGGAUCUUCGUACUCAGGAUGCUGCUGCAUGGCUUGAAUAUUUUGAAUCAAAAGCAUUAGAGCAGCAAGAAGCAGCAAGAAAUGGAACUCCAAAACCAGAUGCAUCAAUUGCAAGCAAGGGUCAUCUUAGUGUAUCAGAUCUACUUGAUUUCAUUAAUCCAGAUCAGGAUUCCAAGGGAGGAGAUGGACAGAGGAAACGUCGUACCAAGGCAUCACCAGUUGGCGAAAAGUCUCCUGAAGUACAAACACAAACAGAUUCAAAAAACAAUGAUACUGUUGAAACCACUACUAUUCAAGAAGAUGAACCAGAGGUGGUUAUCCAAAAAGCAAAAAAGGACGAAAAUACCCCUAAAAAUGUAACACUAGUCACAGAAGAAUUCCAAGAACCAAUCUCCGAUGAAGGAUGGCAAGAAGCCAAUCCAAAGAUCCGGUCAGGGUCAGGACACACGGGUCAAAAAAAGUUCAACAGAAGACGUCCCGACCUAACCAAACUACACGUCCAGGAAAAAAAGGAAGCCAUUGUCAUUCCAAAAGUAACCCCAAGAACAAGUUCAAUUUCCAAAAUCACCCCUAGGGUUUCCCCAACUACCGCAACUAUGGCUUCCAAGUCUGUCUCAUACAAAGCAGUUGCAGUCGCCCCACCAGGUACAAUUCUCAAACCCUUACUCGAAAAACAAGAACUUCACGAGGACAAAAACGUAAAAAACAUCGCAUCAGAGGAUGAUGUCAAGAACGAACAACAACUACAACCUGAUGUUGUGGAUCUCACAAUACCAGAGGAUGAAGUCAUAAAAGAAGUCGACACAGUUCACGAAACUACACCAGAAUCAGAAAAGUCAACGGAUGAAAAUAAAGAUUCAGAAACAAGUAGUAACAUAACAGACAAUACAACCGAAACAAAUGGAAGCAAACUUUCAGCUUCAGCUCAACCAUUCAGCCCUCAAAGCAACGUGUAUGAUCUCAUCCCCGAAUAUCCACCAAUCGCAGCUCGAGUUCCGUGUGGGCCCCGCUCGCCGUUAUACUACCGAAUGACACAAUCCCAAUCGUUUCGGUUAAAAAACGGGUUCUUAAAAUACCAAAUCCCCGGAAGUGGGUUCGGGUCCGGGUCUGGGUCUAGCCCACGGAUCAUGAACCCGCAUGCACCCGAGUUCGUCCCAAAACGGGCCUGGCAGGGUUCGGAAGGUGGGACAAUUGGGUCCGGGUCAGGGUCGAGUGAAGAUGAGAAGGUGAAAAAGAUGAGUUCGGAUGUUGAGAAAGCUGAGCUGGCGAGACAGAUUUUGUUGAGUUUUAUUGUGAAGUCAGUUCGUGAUAACUCGGAGGUGAAAAGUGAAAGUGAAAGUGGAGUGGUUAAAAGUGAUAGUGCACCCCCACAGUCACAGUCACAAACACAGACACCUGCGAUUAUGAAGAUAAUUUAUGGGGAUGAUGAAGGAGUGGUGGAGAAAAAUAAAGAUGAUAAUGGAAAUGGAAAUGGAGACGGUGAAGGGUUUGUUAUGGUGACGAAAAGGAGAAGGAAUAAACAGCAGUUUGCAAGUGGGGUGAGUGGGUUGUAUGGACAUACUCAACAGCAAUCUGUGUCUGCUUCCGUGCGUUGAGUUGAGUUGAGUUGAGUUGAAUGAAUAAAAUUGGUUCAAAUCUGUUGCGAUUAUUGUUGUUGUUACUCUUGGUGUAAGAGGUUUUGUUUGACUCAUAAUAAUAAAAUCAUUAAUGUUUGGUUUAUGUAACAUUAAAUCUAACAACUGGGUUGUUACUUUUUUUCAAACAUGACCAUUUUGUUUUUGGAUCAAAUCAGUAAAAGGAUAAAAUACUCUUUUUACUAACAUUUAACGGCAAUGUUUAACAGAGAUGGUGAUAAAGACCAUAAUAAAUCGGAAGGGACUGCCUAUGUAACAAAAAGUAAGAUUGGACACAAG
Messenger RNA from Lactuca saligna, 5478 nucleotides. Lineage: Eukaryota; Viridiplantae; Streptophyta; Magnoliopsida; Asterales; Asteraceae. The record is from the annotation of a GenBank genome assembly.